AUGGCUACUAGAACUCAAUUCGAAAACUCCAAUGAAGUUGGUGUCUUUUCCAAAUUAACUAAUUCAUAUUGUUUAGUUGCAGUAGGUGGAUCUGAAAAUUUCUAUUCUGCUUUUGAAGCUGAAUUAGGGGAUGUUGUCCCAAUUGUUCAUACUACUAUUGCUGGUACCCGUAUUGUCGGCAGAAUGACUGCAGGUAACAGACGUGGGUUAUUGGUACCUACUCAAACCACAGACCAAGAAUUAAUGCAUUUAAGAAACUCAUUACCAGAUUCUGUCAAGAUUCAAAGAGUCGAAGAAAGAUUAUCUGCCUUGGGUAAUGUUAUUUGCUGUAAUGAUUAUGUUGCAUUGGUGCAUCCUGAUAUUGAAAGAGAAACUGAAGAAUUAAUUGCUGAUGUUUUGGGUGUUGAAGUUUUCCGUCAAACUAUUGCCGGUAAUGUUUUAGUUGGAUCAUAUUGUGCAUUAUCUAAUCAAGGUGGUUUAGUUCAUCCUCAAACUCCUAUCCAAGAUCAAGAAGAAUUAUCUUCAUUAUUACAAGUUCCUUUAGUUGCAGGUACUGUGAAUAGAGGUUCAUCUGUUGUUGGUGCUGGUAUGGUUGUUAACGAUUGGUUGGCUGUUACUGGGUUAGACACUACUGCCCCAGAAUUAUCAGUUAUUGAAUCUAUUUUCAGAUUGCAAGAUGCUCAACCUGAUGCCAUUGGUGGAAACUUAAGAGAUACCUUGAUUGAAACUUAUUCAUAG
This is a messenger RNA of Hemisphaericaspora subhashii, 738 nucleotides long. Its product is annotated as translation initiation factor 6. Gene Ontology annotation, cellular component: preribosome, large subunit precursor; nucleolus; cytosol. Gene Ontology annotation, biological process: maturation of 5.8S rRNA; cytosolic ribosome assembly; assembly of large subunit precursor of preribosome. Gene Ontology annotation, molecular function: ribosomal large subunit binding. The coding region runs from base 1 to 738 and encodes 245 amino acids. The transcript has a single exon. NCBI's taxonomy places the organism in Eukaryota, Fungi, Ascomycota, Pichiomycetes, Serinales, Debaryomycetaceae. The record is from RefSeq and is a predicted model, not a curated record.